AUGGCUGUUACUAAUUCAGUGCUCCAUCCUCCCUGCCAUUUUGUCGUUGCCUGUGACGAUGGCUGUUUAGGUUAUCUGCGCAUCUGUUGGAAUUCCGCCUCUGGCUGGAUCUGUGUCUUCCUCGUGGGUAUUGUUGCAGGUAUCGUCGCCGCCAUCAUCGAUAUCGGUUCACCUUGGCUAUCCGAUCUGAAGGAGGGCAUUUGUUUAGAUGCUUUUUGGUUCAACCGCGCCCAGUGUUGCUGGUCCUCCAACAGUUCGGGUAAAAGUUGUGACGAGUGGUACACUUGGUCAAGACUGCUAAUGAAGAAAGAUCCUACUUCUGAGCAUCCAGAUGCCUACUUCAUCGGCUAUGUGUUUUUUGUUUUGUGGGCUGUGUCGUUCUCUGGACUCUGUGCUCUCUUCGUGCGGACCUUUGCCCCCUAUGCGUGUGGUAGUGGUAUUCCUGAAAUAAAAACUAUUCUCAGUGGCUUCAUCAUCCGUGGAUACCUCGGAAAAUGGACGCUACUAAUCAAGUCCUUGGGCAUGAUUCUCGGUGUCGCGGCCGGCCUUAGUUUAGGCAAAGAAGGCCCUAUGGUGCACAUGGCCUCGUGUUGUGGAAACAUUUUGAGCUACCUAUUUCCGAAAUACUCCAAAAAUGAGGCCAAAAAGCGUGAGAUCUUAUCAGCUGCGGCCGCGGCAGGUGUUGCGGUGGCCUUUGGGGCCCCCAUCGGUGGUGUACUUUUUUCUCUGGAAGAAGCCAGCUAUUACUUUCCCAUGAAAACCAUGUUCCGUUCCUUCUUCUGUGCUAUGGUCUCUGCGAACCUCGUUCGCAUGAUCAAUCCCUACGGAGAUGAGCACCAGGUUAUGUUCCAGGUGGAUUACAAGGCCCAGUGGCACAUUGCUGAAUUAAUCCCGUUUGCUGUCCUCGGGAUGCUUGGUGGAAUUUUUGGUACCUUGUUCAACCGAUCUAAUCUGUACAUGUGCCGUCUUCGCAAAACCACCUGGCUGGGAAAGUAUCCCGCUCGUGAGGUGUUUAUCGUCACCUUGGUAACAGCUAUUUUCUCCUUCCCGUUGACCUACCUGCGCAUGAAUACCAGUGAUUUGAUUCGUUUGAUGGUCAGCUCUUGUGGUCCAGGUGAAUCCGGUUCCCUUUGUGACUACAAAGUGAAUCUUAGUGAUCCUCAAGCCGUGCUUUUGGGAAGCUACCCCGCUGGCCCUGGCGUUUCAUCGGCCAUGUGGAUGUUGGCCGUAACGCUACUUUUCAAGGGCGUGAUUACCGUCUUCACCUUCGGCAUUAAAGUUCCUACUGGUCUCUUCAUACCCUCCUUAGCGGUAAGUCACCUUUUUCAUUUUGGCUCUUUGCUUCUAAACUCUAGCACACAAUGCUACUUGCAUUUCGUUAUCACGCUGACAUCGAAGGCUGUCUGUAUUUCUAAAGCUUUUCGAAUGCAAAUCAUUAUUCCAUACCCGACAUAUCUACAAAAACUCUCCGAGUAG
This is a messenger RNA of Dibothriocephalus latus, 1476 nucleotides long. The record is from the annotation of a GenBank genome assembly. Lineage: Eukaryota; Metazoa; Platyhelminthes; Cestoda; Diphyllobothriidea; Diphyllobothriidae.